Tachysurus fulvidraco (yellow catfish) is the source of this 4217-nucleotide messenger RNA. It is a transcript of the gene smarcd2, whose product is annotated as SWI/SNF related, matrix associated, actin dependent regulator of chromatin, subfamily d, member 2. The coding region runs from base 192 to 1742 and encodes 516 amino acids. The record is from RefSeq and is a predicted model, not a curated record. NCBI's taxonomy places the organism in Eukaryota, Metazoa, Chordata, Actinopteri, Siluriformes, Bagridae. The transcript is spliced from 13 exons. Gene Ontology annotation, cellular component: nucleus; SWI/SNF complex. Gene Ontology annotation, biological process: regulation of transcription by RNA polymerase II.
ACCAAUCGUUGCGGCAGGAAUGAGGGGGAGAGACGGUUUGACAAGACGCUUCAGGGAAAGUAGAGAUGAUACACGGAGAUCGACGAAUGCUUUCGGAAUCGGGAAAUUAGUUUGGUGUUUUGUUUUUUAUACGUGUGUAUAAAACAUUUACUAUUAGAAGAACGUCUUCUUGGCACUCUUGAGUACCACAGAUGGCGUCCAGAGCGGCGUUCCCUGCAACACCGGGCGCCCCGGUGAUGAACUCCGGUAUGAACUCUCCUGGCCACCCGCGGAUGGCAGCCAUGAAUCCGGCCUACCGAGCAAUGCCGAACCCAGUUAACCAGUAUCCGCGUCCUGGUGUCCCUCCUGGCCGUACCAUGCCAAUGGGCGGCAUGGGUUCUCCGAUGCCCGGGCCAUCAUACAGCAGCUCCAUGACCGUUCGACCCGGCAUGCCCCAGACCGCGAUGGACCCGGCACGCAAGAGACUCCUUCAGCAGCAAGCAGGGGCGGUAAUGGGACCUCGGAGAGGGCUGAAACGACGCAAAAUGGCUGACAAAGUUCUACCCCAGAGAAUCCGGGACCUGGUUCCUGAGUCUCAGGCUUACAUGGACCUUCUGGCUUUUGAGAGGAAGCUGGACCAGACCAUUGCUCGCAAGCGUAUGGAGAUUCAGGAGGCCAUCAAGAAGCCUAUCACGGUAACACCAAAAAGCUGUCAAAAGCGCAAGCUGAGGAUCUACAUCUCAAACACCUGCACACCUGCCAAACCUGAGGGGGAAGAGUCUGAGAAAGUGGCAUCAUGGGAGCUUAGAGUGGAGGGCAAACUCCUGGAGGAUCCUGGGAAACAGAAAAGAAAGUUUUCUUCCUUUUUUAAAAGUCUUGUCAUUGAGCUGGAUAAGGAGCUGUAUGGUCCAGACAACCACUUGGUGGAGUGGCAUAGGAUGCCGACCACUCAGGAGACGGACGGCUUUCAGGUUAAGCGGCCCGGAGACGUGAGCGUGAAAUGCACACUGCUGCUCAUGCUGGACCACCAGCCACCACAGUACAAGCUGGACCCGCGGUUAGCGCGGCUCCUGGGCGUUCACACUCAGACCCGAGCCAGCAUCAUGCAGGCGCUCUGGCUCUACAUCAAGAACAACAAGCUGCAGGACUGUCAUGAGAAAGAAUUUAUAAACUGCAACCGCUACUUCAGACAGAUCUUCGCCUGCCACCGAAUGAGGUUCUCAGAGAUCCCCAUGAAGCUGGCGGGACUCCUACAGCACCCAGACCCCAUUGUCAUUAACCACAUCAUCAGCGUGGACCCAAACGACCAGAAGAAGACUGCAUGCUUCGACAUUGAUGUAGAGGUGGACGAUCCGCUGAAGAGCCAGAUGAGCAGCUUUCUCUCUUCCACCACCAACCAGCAGGAAAUUGCAGCCCUGGAGAUGAAGAUCCAUGAGACCAUUGAGUCAAUAAACCAGCUGAAAACGCAGCGAGACUUUAUGCUGAGCUUCAGCAACAACCCUCAGGACUUUAUCCAGGACUGGCUCAAGUCUCAGAGCCGAGACCUUAAGCUGAUGACAGACACUGCUGGGAACACAGAGGAGGAGAGGAGGACCGAGUUCUACCAGGCUCCCUGGAUCCAGGAGGCUGUGGGCCGCUACGUAUUCUCCAAGAAAUCAGUCAGCUUGUCUUGGUGGUUCUCAGGUGCAGCAGAGGAGACAGGAGCUGGAGCAGGUACUCGGGAUCCGCCUCACCUAAACCCCAGAGGAAUAACAGCGUCUUAAGAAGGCAUGCUGAAGAAAUGCUGCAAGUCUUCAUAUUAUGCAAACUUAAUUUUUUUUUUUUUUUGUCUUCUUAAAAUGUAACGAUUUCCUCAGGUCACGGAUUCGUUGCCAUUGCAAUUGUUUCAUGUUCGAAAGCAUUUUUCUAAUUGCCUUGUCUUUUGGUAUUGCAAUUUUAGCAAAUUAUGAAGUUUGGACCUCGAGUGUGAAUUUGUUUCUAACAAGUUUCCAAGCCAUAUCUGCCUUAUUUCUUCCUUUUGCCAACAAGAUAAAAUGGAAGGCAGCAUUUUAUACAGGUAUGUGUGUGUGUGUGUAUGUACGUGCCGUUCUGCCAGUUGUAAUGGUAACGGAACACAGCCGUGUUUAUAAACAGCAGGUAGGAGUGUAAGCCAUUUUUAACUGAUGUCAGAUCGCCUUAGUGGUAAAGAAGGAAUCCGAUUCCUGUUCUCUGGUGAUGCUUUAAAACCUCCAAGAUCAGAUGUGUCCAGUCUAAUCCUGAUCAUUCUACUCGAGAGACAGAUUCGUGUGUCCGAGCCGACUCACAUGCACCAGACUGACUGACUGGAUGCAGAGAAUGGGAUGGAGGAGACAUGAAGCCAAUUAAAACUUCUCAGUUUUUCUUCUGCACAAUAUUUAAUUUUACUGUGGUACUAAACCAGAGUCAGGGUAUCUGAGUUCUGUUUGCUUUGUAAAGUUCCUUUAACAGUGAAUACAGUUACCACAUUUUGGUUUUACUCAUCCCGAAAAAGCGUGCAUCUUGUGAUUAAUCUGGCAAAUGCCUAAGGAAAUGCAGUGCCUCACCCCAACAUGGACUUUUCCACAUAACGUCAUGGAAAUAAAACAAACUUAAGUAGGAUUGUCCUAUAUCUUCACCAGAAAUUGCACUGAAUAUGGAAAUAGUUUGUGUAAUAUUGUACAAUAUAAAUUGUUGCCAUUUAUAUUUAAAUCCAUCUUUUUGCUCUGAGAAGCUCAAUGACCCUUGCUCAGAAAAAAGCCUCCCUAAAACAUGAUUCUACCACCACCUGGUGUGUUCCCACAAAAAGUCGUGGGGUGUGUGAUUUAUAUAAUAAAUACAACCGGACCUUUUAUCCUUUUCCAGGAUUACAUUGUACUGGAGCUCGUCUUUUCAUUGGUAAAUAACUUGGCAGACAUUAUUAGGAUUCUGUGUCAAGAGUUUACAAAAACUAGCACAAAGUCCAUAUCCGUUAUACACAAUGUGAAAAGGGGAUUGGAGGUGAAUACUUACACACAGCACUGUAUAUCUUACAAUCUAACACUUCCUUUAAAAUGCAGGCGUAAGCUGUCUGUUUAAGCCGUAUCCUUAUCCAUACAAACCAAAGCGUGGAAACAAUUCACUAAACUGUAUUAAGUCUUUCUGUUAAAUACGCUUCUCCUGAGCAGGUUUUAUCCUACCAGCUUGUUGCCGUGGUAACAAGCCAGAUGACAGCCAUAUUAAAGCCAUACUGUGCGCUUUGUUUCAAGUGAAUUUGCUCUGGUUUUUGCUUCUUACAUUCCGUAUAUAAGAGUGUAUAAAUUUCGACGGAGGAGAGAGAAUUGAGCGAACGUGGAUAUUUUAACGGGACAAUUUGGGCUGAGCUCAAAUUUCUACACUUAUUUUAAACACAAGUCGAUCAGCUGAGACGUUUCCUCAAAUGCAACAAAUUGUUCUAAUCUUUUUGUUGUUGCUAUCAUGAUGUUGAACCUCACAAGCUGUUUUGUUUAUGUAGGUCAUAUUUAUCAAGGACGCUAACUACAUAUUUAGCACAUUUAUUUUCUAUUCAGCUAGCCCAAAUAAAAUCAUCCAUUCACAAAGAUAACACAACCGCCCAUAAUUAGCUUAUUAAAUGACGUUCAGUAUUUUUAAAAAGAAUGAUUUUAAAAUUAAGAAUUAAUGGUGUUAUUUCAGCAGAGUGGAGUCAGAGGUCCAAAAUGAUCAUUGUGUUACUUGAAUAUUACGUUACUUAAUGCGAAUCACAAAGUAUAAUUUUGAUAAGUAUUUCUCUAAAUGCAGGGGACAUUUACUUAGGGGACUUGGUGUUCAUUUAGCAAGUGAGAGAUGAGAUACAGAUGCAUAGAAUGUGCAGAGAAUAACAGUACAUAGAAAAGCAAAUUGUGAUGCAGAAAGUGGAGCUUUUGACUGAGAAAACCACCAACCAUGUUUACAGGGAAUAAAACCUUCCUGCUAUAUUUCUAAUGAAUUUGCUUUAGGCAUUUAAAUGACAAAUAAGCAAUAAAAAUGUAUUGUGAACUUUAUGUACGUUUGAAGUUGGUCUCCAGUAGUGAUGUCUGACUGCUUGUUGCCGUGGCUUUAGAAGCUUUUUCAUUAAAAUGAAAGUUCUUUAGUUACACAUUUUGGCUGAUCACUAAUAGAGUUGUGUGGAAAAAGGUGUAGAAAUUUGAAUUUUGCCCCAAAAGAUUCCUUAAAGUAUAAAGCAGCCAUUAUUCUUUCUUUUACUGGUCUGUGACUAUUACAGUUAG